Molecule: messenger RNA, 789 nt
Organism: Eucalyptus grandis
Lineage: Eukaryota; Viridiplantae; Streptophyta; Magnoliopsida; Myrtales; Myrtaceae
Exons: 1
Coding region: 1-789 (262 amino acids)
Molecular function (GO): RNA-DNA hybrid ribonuclease activity; nucleic acid binding
Source: RefSeq, a predicted model, not a curated record
AUGUUGGCUGAAAAUCCUAGAGAAGCAGAAUUUUUCGACACAGCGGACUUCCUGGACGAACGUAUUUUGGCAGUAGCAAAUGAUAAAUGGACCAUGUACUUCGACGGGGCUGUAAAUUUAUCUAGCUCUAGGACUGGGGUAGUUUUGAUCUCUCUAACUGGCCAACAUUAUCCUGUAGCUGCAAAAUUGAUAUUCCCUUGCACUAAUAAUAUAUCAGAAUACGAAGCGUGCAUCAUCAGCUUGCAAUUAGCCAUUGACAUGAAUGUCAAGAAUUUACAGGUAUAUGGCGAUUCUGCACUUAUUAUUCUGCAAACAGAGGGUCGCUGUCGGACACGCGAUCAUAAGCUGAUCCCAUAUCAUGAAUUCCUUGAAGAAUUAACAAAGAAAUUCGAGGACAUAUCCUUUGAAUAUUUGCCAAGGUCCCGAAAUCAAUUUGCUGACGCAUUGGCCACAUUGUCAUCAAUGUUGCAUGUGAUGGAGGGAUUGGAUAUUGAGCCAUUAAAGAUCGAGAUUCUCAAGCACCCACUACCGUAUAUGUCAGUUGAAGGCGAACUAGACGGAGAGCCAUGGUACCACGACAUCUUGAAUUACCUCCAACUGGGAGAAUUUCCUCAAGGAUGUGAGGUAGCUGACAAGAAAUAUAUCAAGAAGCUAGCGUCAAAAUUCUUUGUUUCUGGCGGUGUGCUCUACAAAAGAUCAUUUGAUUCAGUCCUGUUGAAAUGUGUCGAUGCUAGAGAAGCCAACCAGCUAAUGAAAGAAAUACACGAGGAGAGUGCGGACCACACAUGA